Microdochium trichocladiopsis is the source of this 917-nucleotide messenger RNA. RefSeq names its product 40s ribosomal protein S19e. Gene Ontology annotation, cellular component: ribosome; cytosolic small ribosomal subunit. The transcript is spliced from 3 exons. Gene Ontology annotation, molecular function: structural constituent of ribosome; RNA binding. Lineage: Eukaryota; Fungi; Ascomycota; Sordariomycetes; Xylariales; Microdochiaceae. Gene Ontology annotation, biological process: translation; ribosomal small subunit assembly. The coding region runs from base 156 to 611 and encodes 151 amino acids. The record is from RefSeq and is a predicted model, not a curated record.
CCACACGAGAAAUUUCGCCUUGGAUUGUCGAACCCCAUUCCAUUUUCGAGCUUGGACAGUCUGCCAGCCUCGAAGCCCGCCCGCCCAACCGUGAUCACAGCAAGAUUCCCAGUCCACGACAAACCAUUCCCACACGUCAAUCCACAACCGCAAAAAUGGCUGGAGGUGUCACCGUUCGCGAUGUUGAUGCGCAGAAGUUCAUCAACGCCUAUGCCGCUUUCCUGAAGCGUCAGGGCAAGCUCCCCAUCCCCGGCUGGGUCGAUACCGUCAAGACCGGUCCCUCCCGCGAGCUCCCUCCCCAGGACAUUGACUGGUACUACGUCCGCGCCGCCGCCGUCGCCCGUCACGUCUACAUGCGCAAGACUGUCGGUGUCGGCCGCCUCCGCAAGGUCCACGGCACUGCCAAGAACCGUGGUGUCCGCCCCUCGCACCACGUCGACGCCUCCGGCUCCGUCGACCGCAAGGUCAUGCAGUCCCUCGAGAAGAUUGGCGUCCUUGAGCAGGACGAGGAGAAGGGUGGCCGCCGCAUCACCCAGUCCGGCCAGCGUGAUUUGGACCGUAUUGCCCAGACCACCGCUGAGGCCGAGGAGGAGGAGGAGGAUGACGAGUAAAUCUUUUGAUACCCAACUAGAAAUGAAAAGAAAAAUCAGUUUGGGCAAGGGGCUUUAGGCACUCGGAAUCAUGACACACACACAAAAAACGUAACCGGGGGUUUUACGACUUUUGUUGUUCUUUUUUGGGAAGCAUAGGGAAAUCGGCGUUUUCUGAAACCAAAAAUGGAAUUUCACAGAGGAUGACCAGUGCGGGUUGGGCCUCCUGGAAAGGGAGAACAAUACCCACUGGCGCCUUUGCAUUAUCAUGACUGACUCUGAUGACGGUCAAGAUUUUACCUGAACCAACAAAACGUUUCACCCUCA